Molecule: messenger RNA, 1806 nt
Organism: Ilex paraguariensis (yerba mate)
Lineage: Eukaryota; Viridiplantae; Streptophyta; Magnoliopsida; Aquifoliales; Aquifoliaceae
Source: the annotation of a GenBank genome assembly
AUGAGAGAUGGGAAUUCCAAGAAAAGCAAGCUCUCUUGGUCAAAAAGGCUGGUUAGGAAAUGGUUCAAUAUAAAGGGAAAAACCGAAGAAUUUCAGGCUGAUGAAGUUGUUCAUGGAGGAGGUGGCGUUGAACGGAGGAAUAGCUUCUCUGAGAGUGAGCCCUGCACAAAUAAGAAAAGUAGAACAGAAAGAUCAAGCAAGAAUACGGAGCGUGUCCGGAGAAGGAGAGUUGAUCUUGAUCACCCUCAAAUUAUAAAUGUCCAAAACCAUAGCAUCUUUGUGGCUACAUGGAAUGUUGGUGGAAAGUCCCCACCAAGUAACUUGAAUCUAGAUGAUUGGCUUCAUGCCUCCCAUCCCUCAGACAUAUAUGUACUUGGAUUUCAAGAAAUAGUUCCGUUGAAUGCUGGUAAUAUUCUGGGGGCUGAAGACAACGGCCCUGCCAAAAAAUGGGAAGCUUUAAUUCGUAAAACUCUAAACAAUCUUCCAGGAAGCAGCGGACGUAGUUCAUGCUAUACACCUUCUCCCGUCCCCAAUCCAAUGGCCGAAUUGGAUGUGGAUUUUGAGGGAUCAACCAGGAAGAAGGCGUCAUCCUUCUUCCCGCGCCGAUCAUUCCAGACACCCCACAGCUGGAGAACAGACAAUGACCCGUCCAUCCCACAACCACGCCUUGAUCGGCGAUAUAGUGUUUGUGACCGGGCAAUCUUUGAUCAUAGGCCAAGUGACUUUGAUUCUAACAUCCGAUGGGGUCAGAGGCCAAGUGACUGUUCCUCGGGUCAGAGGCCAAGUGACUACUCCUGGGGUCAGAGGCCAAGUGACUAUUCUCACAGGCCAAGUGACUACUCUUGGGGUCAGAGGCCAAGUGAUUAUUCCAGAUGGGGUUCAUCUGACGAUGAUUAUGGGCCUGUAGAUUCACCUAGCACCGUUUUAUUCUCACCAAUGUCCAGUGGCGGAUAUGCACCGAUGGACGAUGGAUAUAGAAGGCCUGGGCAAUCAAGGUACUGCUUAGUUGCAAGUAAGCAAAUGGUUGGCAUCUUUCUCAUGAUUUGGGUAAGGAAUGAUUUGAGGGAACAUAUUCAGAACAUGAAAAUAUCCCGUGUUGGCAGAGGAUUGAUGGGUUAUCUUGGGAAUAAGGGGUCUAUUUCAAUCAGCAUGCUAUUGCAUCAAACAAGCUUUUGCUUUAUUUGCAGUCACUUGACCUCAGGACAGAAGGAAGGGGAUGAGCUAAGAAGGAACUCAGAUGUCAUGGAGAUCCUUAGGAAAACAAGGUUUCCACGAAUUCAUGGCAUGGGUGAUGAGAAGUCCCCAGAAACAAUCAUUGAACACGAUCGAAUUAUUUGGCUUGGAGAUCUAAAUUAUCGGGUUGCCCUCUCAUACCGGACUGCAAAGGCACUUGUUGAGAUGCAAAACUGGAGAGCACUGUUAGAGAAUGACCAGUUGCGAAUAGAGCAGAGACAGGGCCGUGUUUUUGAGGGAUGGAAAGAAGGGAAGAUAUAUUUCCCACCAACUUAUAAAUAUUUGAAUAAUUCGGACAGAUAUACAGGGGAUGCUAUGCACCCAAAGGAGAAACGAAGAACGCCUGCCUGGUGUGAUCGCAUUUUAUGGUAUGGAGGCGGCCUUCAGCAAUUAUCUUAUGUCCGUGGGGAAUCUAGAUUCUCCGAUCAUAGGCCAGUUUCUAGCAUAUUUUCGGUAGAGGUUGAGUUGGUCCCCAGUCGAUUGAGAAAAAGUAUGAGUUGUUCAGGCUCCAGAAUUGCAGCAGAGGAGCUGUUGCCAUAUUCCCAUGGCUACACUGAACUCUGCUUUUUCUGA